AUGAGCACUAUUGCUGAUCAUGUUUCGGCUUGUCUCCAAGAGUUCAAUAGCCUCUGCAAUUCCCCAGCAAUAUGGACAGACUGUGCUCUCGAAGAGGGUCAUCAGAGCGAUAUAUCACUCUUGAAGCUGCAGAACGAGCUGAGCAGAUUCAAAGUCUGGAGUGGAAACAUUGGCGCUCAUAAAAAAGGACGAAGCUCUCUCGAUCAUAGGCUUCGAGAUGCGUCAAAUAUCCGGAAUCAGGUGGUUGAUCUUUUGGAGGACUUGAGGGAAUCUCUAAAAGAUGCCAAGGACAUUCUUACGGGGCAGACAACACCGUGGGAUCAAGAACAGUCCCCAGCUGAAUUUUCAGAUGAUGACUCCGACGAUGGAUCAUUUCAAGACGACGCACCAGGGCCGUCUGAACUCUCCCAGAUAUUUGCUGCUAUCGUUGAAGACAUCAACUGCCUGCUGAGGCUCUCAGUUUCCAUUCACAAUCCUUCUCCCCACGAUCGCUUCAAGAAAGCCUGCUUAACAGAUACAUCUGGCUACGAGCCAUUUGACGUCCAGCAUGUAUAUAACAAGCUCUCCAAAGCACCGAAGCCAAUCGCCGAAAGACUUGGAAAGGCAAUUUCUCGACGAAGGCAGUAUUUCAAAUACAGAGAACUACAUCAUGAAAAGUUGGCAAGUGGGCUUGAACUAGAUGGUAAGGACCAGAUGCAGAGUACUGUAGCCUCUUCAUUGCCAAAGAAACUUAGUUUGAAUGAACCUAUCUCUUUGGAGGAGGACGUGGAUGAUGCAUCGGAUGGUGGGAGAUCACAGACGUCUUGGGCAACAUCUGCUGCGAACCCAGAAAGACGGAAGAUUCCUGCCCUCCCAGCGGAAGCCGAGAAUGGACCUUUCGAGUGCCCAUUUUGUUUUAUAAUGGUAUCUAUUACUUCGAGGAUUCAUUGGAAGAAACACGUAUUCUCAGACUUGUUUCCUUACAUUUGUGUCGAGUUGGGUUGUCCGGCUCCAGACCAGGACUUUCAGAGGCGUCAUCAGUGGGCGAGCCAUGUCAAGAAAUAUCAUUGGAAGACAUGGGCCUGCAAGCUUGGAUGUAAUGAGACCUUUGUCUCUAUUCAAGACAUGAAGCGGCAUUUAGCACAAAGGCAUUCAGAAACCAUGGAAUUGACUCGCCCCUUCAGUCUUCUCAGCAUGUGCGAGAGACCUAAGUUAGAGAACGAAUCAGCAGACUGUCCUCUGUGCGGAGAAAAACAAUCGUCAUUUAAACAAUUCCAACGGCACGUUGGUCGCCACCAAGAAGAUCUUGCUCUAUUCGCGUUGCCCCAUCUUCCAGGGGGAGAAGACGACAAAAACGAAGAGUCUGGUUCCGAGUCUGAGGCAGACGAAGACAUGGAACCUGAGAUACGAGACGAGUUGGAGCAAGCGAGCUCUUAUAUUACCCGUCUUUCUGACGGGAGCGUAGAGGAGGCUACAGAUGUAUCAGAGCGAAGCAUUCGAUUUGCUCAAGAGGGAGGCUUCGCUCCUGUCGCUGUCAAAGAGGAAAUUUCCGAUGACUCAGUCCCUACUUUCAUGGCUCGCCGCAAGAAGAAUCCUCCACCCGAGGAGAUAGUUCCUCAGAAGUGCCACGAGCCAGGCUGCAACAAGGAGUUCAAGCGUCCUCGCGAUCUCAAUAAACACAAAAAGACUCACUCUCGCCCAUGGAAGUGCCCAGUUCCAACCUGUAAAUAUCAUACUUACGGGUGGGUUACAGAGGACGAUAUGGACCACCACUACCGCGAGGAGCAUUCUGAAACUCCUGCCUUCUACGAAUGCGUGUUUAAACCUUAUCCCUACAAGUCAAAACGAGAAACGAACUGCAAAGAGCACAUGGAGAAGGCUCACGGCUGGGACUUUAUCCGUACACAGAAAGUAAUACUUAGUACGGGCAGACAUUCGACCGUUGAACCGUCGAGAACACCUCCGGACGCAGACUCCGAAGAUCAGUCUUCUGAACAGGGAAGAGACCUUACAACGCAACGAAGCAUCGAAAUGCUUGCACCUAUUGAGAACAGAGAAAGUUUUGACCUCGCCAAUGUUGACGUUCUGCACCUUAGACACAAGGAAUCCUCAUACACAUUUAAAUUUCCACGACAUGAUAUCAGAGAUGGCAGGCUGCGGGUGUCCAAGGUCAGAGAGCUCGCAGCGGGGAUGACAUAUGUUCCUGAGAGUUUCAGACAUCUGGUCGAGCUUUCUUGCAAAGAUACUAAACUCCUGAUAGAUGGUACGCCCAUUCGAAAUUAUGGUGUGUCAAGAGGUGAUACAAUAAAUGUUGAAGCACCGCAGUUCAGGAAGUCUGGUCUACUGAUCCGUUCGGCGAGUGAUGACCUUGUGUUGGAUAAUGGGCAUAGCACUGAGGAGAACAUGGGAAUCGAAGGGAAAGCAGAACGUGAUGAGCGACGAGCAGAGUUCUCCUCGGAGUUGCGACAGAGAGCUACGGUGGAAUCUGGUGGCGACCAAAGGCAAAAGGCCCCUGCUAGCUCCAACCCGCAGGACGUGAGAGAAGAGACAAAUCGCAAUAUGCGUAAAAUUCGCAAAAAGACAAAGACUGGAUGUUUGACAUGCCGUAAGCGUCGAAUAAAAUGCGAUGAAGGAAGGCCGACAUGCAAUAAUUGUAUCAAAUCUGAACGCCAUUGCGAGGGUUACAACCAACGUAUUAUCUUCAAAGACCCUAUGGGUGCGAGACAAGGAGUGCCAGCCCCUGAAAUCGAAUCAGAUCUCGAGAUAAUGGAUACCCGCGAAGUUUCUGGACCUAUCCUACUAUCUAAAGAGGCCGAUCGCAAGGUCAAAAGAACUCCUACUUCUGGAGUUAGAUGCCCAACUUGUGCCGUUGGAAAUAAAGAGGUAUGGGUUCUUAUUGGGGGGUCUUGUGCAUAUUGCGGAACACCAUGUGCAUGA
Molecule: messenger RNA, 2916 nt
Organism: Fusarium fujikuroi IMI 58289
Lineage: Eukaryota; Fungi; Ascomycota; Sordariomycetes; Hypocreales; Nectriaceae
Exons: 4
Coding region: 1-2916 (971 amino acids)
Biological process (GO): regulation of DNA-templated transcription
Molecular function (GO): DNA-binding transcription factor activity, RNA polymerase II-specific; zinc ion binding
Source: RefSeq, a predicted model, not a curated record